Pelobates cultripes (western spadefoot toad) is the source of this 8604-nucleotide messenger RNA. Lineage: Eukaryota; Metazoa; Chordata; Amphibia; Anura; Pelobatidae. The record is from the annotation of a GenBank genome assembly.
UUUUUUCCCGUCCUUUCUCUUUGGCCACCUAGCCCUCUUUUCUAUUGCUGGGUGAAAACUCCGUCUGUCCUGCUUCAGAAAUGUCUCACAUGGCAUCUGAGAUCAUUGCAUUUGUGCUAGCAGUGUCAGGAUGGGUGUUGGUUAGUUCCACUCUACCCACAGACUAUUGGAAGGUCUCAACAAUCGAUGGUACUGUGAUCACCACUGCAACAUUCUGGUCCAAUCUCUGGAAGACCUGCGUCACUGACUCAACUGGAGUAUCCAACUGUAAGGACUUUCCAUCCAUGCUAGCCCUGGAAGGUAGGAAACUUUAUAGGAAUUGUGAGAUAAGAAUAAAAGUACCAUACAUUUUUUUUAACUUACAGGGUUAUUUACUAAUGUGAGAAUUGCCAGUAAUUCAACGUGAAUUUUAAACCUAUGGCCAAUAUAGCCAAACCAAAAACAAAGCUAAUUUAGAGAAUUCGGCACUCCAGAUAUAGUGGACUACAUCUCCAAAUCUUAGGCACUCCAGAUAUAGUGGACUACAUCUCCCAUAAUGUUCUUACAGCCAUAAUGCUCGCAAAGCAUUAAGGGAUAUGUUGUUUACAACAUCUGGAGUGCCGAAGGUUGUCUACACUGAUUUAAAGUUUUCUAUUGAACAAAUAAGCUAAAGCACUUAUUGACGUAACAUCAGGGUAUUUGCAAUUCACAGUGAUAAGCAAUGUUAUGCGAUUGUCACCUAAAAAUGUCCUAUUGCUAUGAUGCCUGUUCUAAGGCGUAACCUAUCUUGGCCAUAUCUUAUAUAGGUUUAUUCACCAAAAUGGGAUUUCGGAGCGAGUCUCACAUUUAUGGCCACAUAAAAUCUCAAAUUCGUGCUAAUGUCUUUCGUCUUUGAAAAGCUUUCAGAUUUGAAAUUCUCUUUAAAUCCCUAACAAAUCAAACAAUAGUGAAUAAUGAUUCCAGGGUUUUGAACAUUGUAAGAAUGAGUGUGCUGGCUCUCUUGUCCUAAAUCUUCACUUAUAUUUUUUAUAUCUGUUCCGAGGAGUGGACAUGACCAAUUUUUAAUUAUUUAGUGCUUCAGUGCAAAUGAUUCUCUCAUUGUGUUCUUCUACAAGCACUACUGUUAUAGACCUGGUAGAUUUCCUAAGAAUCUGCAUUAUUUACUAAAGUGAGAAUUCCAAAUUUACGGAUUGAGUAGUCAAACUAAAGGCAUAGCUGCAGUUCGGCUAUUUUGAUCAUAAAUUUUGGGAUAACGUUGAAUUCUCACUUUAGCACAUAUCCCUGAUUGUCUUCUAACAGCAAACAGGCAUUGAAGCAAAGAAUAUUGGACAAGUUAAUUGCCUGCAUUUUAACAGUGGCUGUUUAGGCAUUAUAAUAGUUAGAAUAUCUUUAAAGUUAUAUUUGUGAAAUAAUAUUAGCUGAUUUUACAGCACAGCAUUGCCUUCUUUUUGAUAAAUGUAAAUGAAAAAAUAGCAACAAAUAAGAAAUCAUUCAAAAAUUUAAGCUGCCAACAUCCCAAUAAAUCUCUUUUUUAAACAUAUUCUCUGUAGUUAAUGAGCUGUAUAAUAAGUUGGUUAAUAACUAACAUUUACAAACAUUCUUGGUUUUUACUUGACUACCGUUUUACCCUUUUGACCACAGAAGUUCACAACAGGAACCGAUAUAUCAAUCUUGUACAAAAGCAGGAAGAAAAAUAAACAUUUUAGUUCCACUAGACUGGAACAGAGAGUUGGGUUCCUAAUAUGAAAAUAUUGAUAAAUACUACAUUUUAUGGGGUCCAGAUUAUAGUUUGAGAUUUCUUCUAGGCUCACUUUUAGAGCUAUGUAUGCCAAGUUUGCGUCCAAUUGCUUGAUAAAAAGUGACGGUUAUCAAUAUAAUUGUUCAGUGGAAUCAAAAGCUAUUUUCACAAACUUUCAAGUUUGCUAAGCAUAUUAGAACAUGCUGGCAGUAGAGUACCGGGGGCCCGAUGGUGCACCUGCCAUGGAGGUAAAAUAGUAAAGUAGUUGUGGGCCCAAUUUUAUUUAGCGGAGCCUGUAGAAGGUAGAUAAGACCCACUGUUGCAGUUAACAAUAAAUAUGGUCUUUUGUUUGUUUUAAUUAGUUUAUUUCACCUGUGACACAGAAAGUGGCAGUAAUUUCCAGGGCCAAUAACUCUAUUGAUAAUCAAUACAAUCAUCAUAUAUAUUCUUUAAAAAUCUAUAAUAAAAAUAGGAGAAUAGCUACUGUCUCAAAGUGUUUGAUAUGGAAUUAGUGUCAGCAGUCACUUGCACGUAUCUGGUCAUUUGCUUUUUUUUUUUAUGUUUUUAUUUAAAGCCCCUCUCCCCAGUGCAGUUGUGGGGGUUGAUGUUUGGUAGUAGAUAGUAUAUACACUCUGUUUGGGUUCUCUUUAGGGCCAAUAAUUAUAUUGAUAAUCGAUACUAUCAUCACAUAUAUUCUUACUAUUGACUUUACAAGUGUUUAAUUAGCCUUACAAUCAGAGGGACAAGGUGGAUUGUGGGUGGUACAUAGAGGGGCACAACAUUUUGUUCUGCCCCUGGGGACCUGGGUUACGCCACUUCAAAAAGACAGAAGUGAAUAAACACAAGGAUAUUUACAUAACUAAGGCUCAUUGUGACAUUACCUCAAAAUAGAACAAGUAUAAUGAAAUUCUAUAUAAUAAUAACGUAACAUAAUAUAGUAUAAGAGACGUACCUAGGAUACCUGGCACCCAAGGUGGAAAUCUAGAUUGGCACACCAUUCCCCCUCCACACACAAACUGUAGCAUUCUAUAUUUUAACACCAUUUGGUUAGGUUAAUUUAGAAACACACACUCACUCCACUGACAGGUAAAUUGAAUAACAUUGAUUAAAUCAUUACAAUGGUUGGGUGGGAUAUAUUUUUUUAUUAUUAUAUAAUGAAGAUAAUUGGUGAAAAGAGGGAGCGGAGCAUAGCUAAAGAUACAGGGUUAUCAGUGGUGGAACGAAUGUAGCGAAGAAAUUGAAUUGGGCUCCUCUCUAGCACAAAGGUGGCCAAAAGGUAGUUCACCCAUCAUUCGUACAACUCCCACAGUGCUAUGCCAGCUGGGGAUCUACGGUGUUUGUAUGUAGUGUGGGCUUUUAAAGGCAGUUGUACAUGUGUGUUUGUAUAUAAUUUUGUGUUUUAAUAUCGGGGUGUGUUUAUACAUAAUUUUUGUGCUUUAAUAUAGGGGUGUGUUUGGAUGUAAUGUUUGCAUUUGUUGGGUUGGUGUUUGAUUGCUGUGAUGUAUGGCCACGUAAAUACAUACUUACACAGAUAUACAUACCCAGGCCCGGACUGGCCAUCGGGCACAGCGGGCAAAUGCCCGGUGGGCCGUGGGGCCGAGGCCGGCAUGGGAGGUCCCAGGAUCUCCCCUGCCGGUCUAUGCAGGGCCGGCACUCUCCCAGCGCCGGCCCCGCUGUUUGCCACGACGGGCCGGUGGGGAGAUCAAGGAUCUCCCUGACCGGCCCACAUGCGGCCGCCGGCGGGGAGAGAGGGGAUGGAGCCAGCCAGGCUGGAGAGAGGACCCGGCGGAGCUCUAACUUGCAGCUCCGCCGGGUUCCUCUCGAGAGAUUCGGCACGUUGCCAUGGCAACAACCGGAUCUCGCGAGAGUGAACUCUAGCCUCACAGGCUAGAGUUCACUCACCCACGAGGACCACCAGGGAACACCGCGUGCCGGACCCCCCCUCCCAGUCCCAGCGUGCCGGUCCCCCCCUCCCUUCCAGGCUAAAGGUAAGAAGGGAGGGGGGGAAGAAUAAUGACUGUUUUGUUUUGUUUUUUUAUUUUUACCCCCCCCUACACACACACACACACACACAAUAACAUUUAUACAGCACUCUCACACCCAGCACUCUCACACCCAUCACACACAGCACUCUCACACCCAUCACACACAGCACUCUCACACCCAGCACUCUCACACCCAUCACACACAGCACUCUCACACCCAUCACACACAGCACUCUCUCACACCCAUCACACUCACAGCACUCUCACAGAGCACUCUCACACACACACAGCACUCUCACAGAGCACUCUCUCACACAGCACUCUCACACCAUCACACACAGCACUUUCACACACACAGCACUCUCUCACAGCACUCUCACACCCAUCACACUCACAGCACUCUCUCACAGAGCACUCUCACACAGCACUCUCUCACACCCAUCUCACACAGCACUCUCACACCCAUCACUCACACACGGCACUCUCACACCGCACCCCUCACACACAGCACUCUCACACCGCACCCCUCACACACACACCGCACCCUCACACACACACAUACUGCACCACUCACAUACACACAGAACCCCCCCAACACACUGCACCACACACAUACACAAUACUUCCAAAUAUAUAUAUAUAUAUAUAUAUAUACAUACACACACACACACACACACUACACUCUUAAAGGACCACUCUAGCCACCCAGACCACUUCAGCUUAAUGAAGUGGUCUUGGUGCCAGGUCCUUCUAGGGUUAACCCAUUGUUUUAUAAACAUAGCAGUUUUAGAGAAACUGCUAUGUUUAUCAAUGGGUUAAGCCUUCCCCCAAAGCCUCUAGCAGCUGUCUCAUUGACAGCCGCUAGAGGCGCUUGCGUGCUUUUCACUGUGAAAAUCACAGUGAGAGCACGCAAGCGUCCAUAGGAAAGCAUUAUAAAUGCUUUCUUAUGCGACCGGCUGAAUGCGCGCGCAGCUCUUGCCGCGCGUGCGCAUCGGAGGAGGAGAGCUCCCCACACGGCGCUGGAAAAAGGUAAGUUUUAACCCCUUUCCAGAGCCGGGCGGGAGGGGGUCCCUGAGCCACAUAUGCAUCACAUUACACCACAAACACAACACGACUAAAACCGACCUUAUUACACAAUACCACACCACGACCAGCUCACUCUACACACACGCAAUACCCCAAGCAGGCUCCAAAACACAUGCACAAUACUCUUUCCUGACCCAUUUGUCUCCUGGUAUCCAUUUAUAGAGACACCAGAGACAAGUUGCAAGGAAACACAGUGCAAGCAUGUUAUUAAUUUUGCUUGCACUGUGCAGAACAAAUACAGGACUUUUUUCUCAUGCUAGAGCUCUUCAGCAGAGCUCUGCGCAUGGUCUGCCCUGGAAGAGCAUUGAACCAACAUGCUCACUUUGAGAGAAGGGUGUGUUUGUCAUUGGUGAUGACAAAACACACCUCCUCUGCCCCGCCCCCUUUUUAGUGGGCCGCUGUGUUAAAAAAAUGCCCGAGCCGAAUUUUUCUCCCAGUCCGGCCCUGUACAUACCCAUUUAAAUACACAGAUACACACACACACACAUUUUGAGACACAGAUAAACACACUAACAAAUACAUACACCUUGACACACAGAUACACACACACUUACAUAGACACUGACACAUAGAUACACACAUACAUGUCAAAAUUUUUAGCCACCCUUCUGUUAACAUACCUUUUAUGUGCAGGAGGGUGGGUUGCCAGGAGCCCUGCUGCUGGCACAGUCUGGUGGAAGUGUGUGUCUGAAACUGGGUCUUGUCUUUGCUUCUCUCCAUCCUUCUGUUCCUCUUCUGCCUCCUCCUCCUGAGCAGCUCCUGCUGUAGCUAGGAGGAAGUGAUCUGUACUCACUUCCUAACAGCAUGGGAAAUACGAAAGGAGUCUGGUCCUGAUGUUAAAGGACCACUGAGCCUGACCAGGCCACUGUUCAGCAUUACUGAGUGUUCUCAAGUGCGUGGGCCCCCACCUCAGCAUGCGGCCCCAAUUACUGCCCCAGAAAGCUCAAAGCCAUUUUCUUUUUGAGACAAAAUGAUACUAAAGCCCAAAAAUCCAAACAGGUCAGCUGGUGACAGAGCUUGCUUUAAGUACGAGGUUUGAAACGGUCUAAAUGGAUGAAGCAAUUACACAAACCAAACACUGCUACUUUAUUUCCCAAUUUUAUAUUACUCUUUGUUUUUAGGUUUUAUCCAGGCCUGCCGUGGUUUACUAAUUGCUGCAGUUAGUCUAGGCUUUUUUGGUUCAAUUUUUGCACUUGUUGGCAUGAAGUGCACCAAGAUUGGAGGAACAGACAAUCAAAAAAUGAAGAUCACAGCCUUUUCUGGUCUUCUCUACGUUUUGAGUGGUGAGUGUUCUAUAGUUUAUACCACAACCUAUAAUGAUCACCUUGAGGUUACCUGCACAAUACAUUACUUACCUGGCUACAGAAUAUAUGAUGUCACAAACUACGUGAUUGGCAAAUUAGUCAAGUUCCUUCAGUGCUUCUGUCUUAGCGAUACCUCUCUGUAUGACAUCAAACAUUCUGGUAAUGGGAUUUACAGAAGAUAUGAUACAUAUCAGCUCAGCACAUAUAACUACAGCUCAGUGGAGGAAGAUGUAAAUUGCAGAUUGAGAUUUUGCCAUCCAUUCUAGCCAGGAAGACAGCAACUGUGUAAGAAAGAUAAUAUAGAUACGUACCUCUUAAAUACACUCUUUAAUCAUGUACUUUGUACAUCUAGUAAUCUAGAUUUAUAAUAAACAGUGAUGUAACAUGGUAUUUUAUAUAUGUUUUGUAUAUCAUAGAAUGUUUCUCUCCACCUAUAGAGUACAAGACAGACACGGUCACAUCUUUUUUUUUCUGUUCUAGGUCUUUGUGCAAUGACUGGGAUAUCACUAUAUGCACAUAAUAUAACAUCACAAUUCUUUGAUCCAACAGUCCUGGAACAAAAGUAAGUGGGGAAAUCAGCGGGAAAGUCACCAAAAUAUAAAUCUGUGUUAUUCAGUAGAGAUUUGUUUUGUUGCCAUCUCUUAGGUAUGAACUGGGGGCUGCCCUUUUCAUUGGAUGGGGUGGAUCAUCUCUCACCGUCAUCGGAGGCGCUAUUCUUUGCUUCUCUUUGAAUGACAGUUUAAGAGAGUCCAGGUAACCAUAAAAAUGUAUAAUUACCACCCAAACACUUUAAAGCAAGGAUGGGUAAAAACAUUAGAGUUAUAAUUAGUUAUUUUAACUUAUUCAAUUUUGCAUACCUAGCACACAUUAGGAUGUAGCUGCACUAGUCGGAGUUUUGCCAUCUGCCCCUCAAAACCUUGGGUGGGGACAAACUGCAACGCAUUCUUGGUCAAAUGAAAAAAUUGAAGAAGGCCAAAUCACAGGAUUAUGGGUGAAUAAAUGUGAUAAUUUAGUGACAUGUGAAUUGAAAUAGCACGAUAUUCAAACACCAGUAAAAUGCUAUUGACAAUAGAUUGUCUAUAGUUUAGAUCUAUGACAAUUUAAUUUUAGGGCAGUGGUGAACUUAUUUUUAGACUUUCCAAGAAUUAUUAAGAUGUCAAAGAAGAAAGAAAAAAAUCUCAACAUAAAAUGUACUUCAAUAACUCCAUACACCCUAUGUCCCAAAUCUAAUCAGUUUAAGAUCAUAUUUAUUCUGAGCACUGCUUAAGUGAGAAAUUAGUUAUUGAUCAUGAAAACUUUUUUUUUUUUUUUAAAGAAAUUGAAUAUUUUUGAGAUUGGUGGUAAAAUUAGCACUUUGCAUCUUAAAUGCACAGGUUUUACUUUGAUAAAUAAAAUAAAAAUGUUUUAUUUGACAUAAUUAAUCUUUGUAUAUGCAAUAACCUAAAGGUUUUUUUUGUUACUCCUUUUAGAAUACAUUAUUCUUAUAACGGGGUCACUUCUGUGAGAUCAGCACGGACACGCCUUCCUGAUGAAAGUAAUAGUUGCAAUGCGCCGAGGGAUCUUCCCAGACACUUUGAUAAGAAUGCCUAUGUGUGAUGAGAACAUUCAGAAGGAAAAUGACAAUCUAGUGUACGACUCAAAGAAAGGAGUGUGCCUGACCCAUGUGACAUUCUAACUUUGCUUCCUCUACAUUCCUGUAUUGUCCUGUUUGCUGUGACUUUUAUUUCCCUCUUCUUAUUCUACCACAAAAGUUCUUCGACAUUGGCUUCAGCUAUGACUCAAAACAUGCUUUAUACUCAAGUCUGUCACCAAGAAAGGCACAUUAGAUACGACAACCGAUUUAGAAAAUAUACAACUAUUCACGAUAAAAUGGAUUAAUGGCAGGAGGCUCUGUCUCCAAAAGCAGAAUAGCUGGGAUUGUAUAUAAGGUCACUCUAAAGAACAUAUGUUAAUAAAAUAAGGGGGGGUUAACAUUUUCUAAUUAUAUGUACCAGCUGGCUGAAUAUACUAAUGCAAUUUAACAAAGUAACAAAUAGAGCAAGAUUACUUCAUAAUGUGGAUCUUGUUGUACACAGGGCCUGUAAUUAAAAACAAACAUCCACACUUUCAAAAUGCACAAACUGCAAUUAAAACCGAUACUGGUUUACAAGGAUGAGAACUGUAUAUAUACACAAAAAAAUAAAUAGUACACCGUUAUUAUUAUUGCCAUUUAUAUAGCGCCAACAGAUUCCGUGGCGCUUUACAAUAUUAUAAGAGGGGGGAUUUAACUAUAAGUAGGACAAUUAUAAAGAAAACUUACAGGAACGAUAGGUCAAACGAGCUUACAGUCUAGAAGAUUACACAAAUUAUGCCCCAUGAGGAUUCAUGGAGAAAAUGUGUUUAUACUGUAUGCCUGCAAUACAUUUAUAAGAGAAAUCAACAAUAAUGUUACAGUUUAUAAUAAACUAGCCAUAUUGAUGUCAUUACAUAUUAAAAUAUGGUUUUUUAAAAAAUGUAAAUAAAAAUAAAUGUG